Molecule: messenger RNA, 873 nt
Organism: Fonsecaea nubica
Lineage: Eukaryota; Fungi; Ascomycota; Eurotiomycetes; Chaetothyriales; Herpotrichiellaceae
Exons: 3
Coding region: 1-873 (290 amino acids)
Biological process (GO): mycotoxin biosynthetic process
Source: RefSeq, a predicted model, not a curated record
AUGGGCUUCUUUCGCAGGACACUGAACGACGGUCACUUCGAAGGGGAGGAGGUUCAAAGCGAAGGUAUAAUUGAAGAGGUCGCCCCAUUCCUCUGGAACGAAGCAGCCAGGAGAAAGCUGGAGAAAGGAAUGCCACACAAAGUCAGAUCUGCCUCGCUGCCAAUUCUUCUCACCAUCAUAGUAGCGCUGAUGGCUUCCGGCAUCACCUUCUGGAUCACAGCAGAAUGGUAUCAUGGGGCUUGUAAUAGCACAAACGACCUAUGGUCGCCAGCGGAAGAGCAAUUAGAGUAUUUCGACCUCGACAUCGACAAUGACUUCGCUGCUGAGAGCCGAUACCGUGGACCGCCGACCCCAGAGCUGGAUGCUGCGUGGGAAGAGCUCUGGCACUUUGGCUACGUCGCCAUUCCCCGCGACAAGCUGUCAGCGCUGAAUAGACAAGAGCAACUCCCUGAUGGCCGUACUGUGGCAAGAAUCAACGGAAGUACUAACCACUUCCAAGCGUCAUUGGAGGUCUUCCAUCAACUCCAUUGCCUGGAUGUAGUCCGCCAGCACAGCUGGGUUGCGUACUAUGCCCGACACACCGACACGGUGCGCACGCCGGCAGACCUCAAAGUCUCGCCGGUUGGGCUCCGCAUGCAUGUCGACCACUGUAUCGAGACACUGCGCAAGACCAUCAUGUGCCAGAGCGAUGUGACGCCGCUGCUCAUCAUCAACGACCCCGCCAAGCCAGAUGGGUGUCCAGACUUCAGCGCCUUCCACCGCUGUCGCAAAUUCCACAAAGUGUGGGCGUGGAUGAAAAGAAACCAACGAGACGUGCCGAGGAGGAUGGAUCACACAGGUUCAAAGGUCCAUAGUGUUGGUGAGAGCGGAUGA